Molecule: messenger RNA, 209 nt
Organism: Acaulospora morrowiae
Lineage: Eukaryota; Fungi; Glomeromycota; Glomeromycetes; Diversisporales; Acaulosporaceae
Source: the annotation of a GenBank genome assembly
AUCAAGGAAGGAUGAAGAUAAUCGUUUCUCUUAUCAGCAAUCGAGUUCUCGGUACACCCCGAAAUUCACAAAAUUUCCCGUCUGUCACACAAAAACAUCAAAAACGUCAGGAGCUUUAUCGCUCGGAAAAAAAAAAUUUCGUGUUCGAUUAUUGGAUCGUACAAAUUUGUGACACCGGUCGAACCGAGAUUUUUAAUGCGCUUCGAUAA